Funneliformis geosporum is the source of this 354-nucleotide messenger RNA. The record is from the annotation of a GenBank genome assembly. Lineage: Eukaryota; Fungi; Glomeromycota; Glomeromycetes; Glomerales; Glomeraceae.
AUGAAUGGUCGCAUUCCUAUAACUCGUUUUUCUAUUUUAGCAGAAAGAAUAACUCUUAGUAGAGUUACUCCCCUUGCACGUCGUAACUUUGCUACUGCUACAGGAGUAGUUUCAGAAGAUUUUUCUGUCAAACGCAAACAUGUUGAGGAACAUGCAAGAAAAACCUUUAAAUUGUGGAAAAAGAUUUCUUUAUCCGUUGUUCCUAUAUCUGUGUUCCUUAGCGUUGGCAAUGCUGUCAUGAUUAUGAACGAACAUGCUGCUCAUAAUUUAGAACAUCCUCAUGUUGAAGAACCUUUCUUUUGGGGUGAUGGAAAUCACACUCUCUUUCAUAAUACUGCUGUCAAUGGACCAUAG